Molecule: messenger RNA, 566 nt
Organism: Cygnus olor (mute swan)
Lineage: Eukaryota; Metazoa; Chordata; Aves; Anseriformes; Anatidae
Product: interleukin-4-like
Exons: 4
Coding region: 76-492 (138 amino acids)
Biological process (GO): immune response
Cellular component (GO): extracellular region
Molecular function (GO): interleukin-4 receptor binding; growth factor activity
Source: RefSeq, a predicted model, not a curated record
AGAAAGGCACACACAGGUAUAGAUCACCAAAAUAUCCAGAAACUGCGAGCUGAGGCAGCUCGGUACAAGCAGGCCAUGAGCAUCUCCUUCUCCGUCCUGCUCACCUUCCUGGCGCUGCUGGCCUGCCACAGCCACGAGGCCGCGGUGCUGGAGCGCUCGAUCUUUCUGAAGGAGAGCAUCCGGCUGCUGGGCGAGAUCCUCUCAACGCAGGUUUCCUGUGACAAGACGAACGUGACAAAUGUUUUUGCAGGCAAUGAGACAGACAACGACAUGGAGAUCCUAUGCAAAGCCUCCACGGUUGUUUUCGAGAGCCUGGGCUGCCACAAGCAGCUGAAGGGCAUCUACCUCAACUUGCUGCACAUCGCAACAAAGAGCAGCAGCGGCCUCAAGGCACCAUGUCCCGUGGCAGCAGGCAACAACACUACCUCACUGCAGGAGUUUCUAGGGGGCCUACACAGAACCCUCCAACGAGUAGCAAAAGAGAAUUUGUGAUUAUUUUUUUUUUUUAAAUUAUUAUAUUGACAUUGUAUUUGCAAAUGUUAUUUAUGAUUCUUUAAAUAAAUGUA